AUGAAUAACCAGGAGCGGGCCCCAGGCCCCACCCCGGCCCGGACCUUGGCUUCGGUCCGGGCCUCAGUUCCGGCCCCGAGUUCGACUGUGGUCAGAAACUCCAUCCCGGUCCGGACCUUGGCCCCGAUCCGGACCCCAAUCCCGUCCGGACAUCAACUCCCCAACACCGGUCUGGACCGCAACUCCAGUCCGCUCCCCCGACUCCGGUUCAGGAUCCCGACUCCGGCUGGGAUCCCAACCCCGUCCCCGUCUCGGAUCCUGGUCCCUGCCUUGGAACCCCUCCCAAACUCCGGCCUAUCUUCGGAUCAGCCCCCAGAACCUGAUCCCCAGCUCACUUUGUCGCCUGAUCAGGAUCCUGCGCCGACCCUGAGGGUGAAGCCCAUCCCAUCGUUCACCAAUGGCUUCGAUCCCACCCAAGAGCCCUUUCCUGCCCUUACUCCAUUGGCCACCGAUUUCCUGGGGUCCACCCUCGAGUCCAGCCCGAGGGCAGACCCAUCGGCCACCAAGUUGAUAGAUUCCACUUCUGGACAUAGCCUGGCGACGCCCAUCCUUGGGACCAUCCCGUUGGCCGUCACCUUACCGUUUUCUGCCAACGCAUUCGCCUCCACCAGCGAGAACAUCCAAGUGGACAACAAGAUCAUGAUUCGCGUGGUCUACUGUGGCCUCUGAAGCUAUGGCCUUAGGUAUAUCCUACUGAAAAAGAGCCUGGAGCAGCAAUUUCCAAAUUGUCUACUCUUUGAGGAGGACGUAUCUGCCCAGGCUACAGGGGAGUUUGAAGUGUUUGUGGACGGGAAACUGGUCCAUUCAAAGAAGAAAGGUGAUGGCUUUGUGGAUGAGACCAAGCUGCGGAAAAUUGUGAGCCUUAUCAAUGAGGAGAUCAAGAAAAGGUAGCAGGCAACUGGUGAGCCGGAGGAGCCUCAGCAGGAUGGCGAGAAGGGCUGAAAUGUUGCCAAGUCAGGUCCUUUUCUGAUGGUGGCUGGGGCUGGGGUGGGGUCAGGGAGGGGUGAAGAGGGAAAUACAUAGAGUUGGCCUCCCUGUGCUUUGGUCUGACUGUGUUUGCUGUCACCACAUUCACUCCUGACAUCUGAGGAAGUCACCUGCUACCUGCUACUGGGUUCCCAGCAUCUCCUAUGUCCUGGACCUGGGUGGUGGGGAGAGGAGGCCAGCUUUGAACAUGAGGCUAGUCCUCCUGCUCCUGAGCUUUGCUCCUGAUGGUCUAGCCUCAACUCCUCAUGCUGUUGAGGUCAGCAUCUUUCUUUUGUGGCUUUUUUAUUUCCCCUGCCCGGGUUCAAAAUAUGUUUUGAAAACUUCCCAUCUCAUUGGCAUUUUUAGAGGUUGAAAGAGAAAUAGGGAUUGUGGCAAGACAUCCCAGACUUCACUUCACAGGU
Molecule: messenger RNA, 1388 nt
Organism: Vicugna pacos (alpaca)
Lineage: Eukaryota; Metazoa; Chordata; Mammalia; Artiodactyla; Camelidae
Source: RefSeq, a predicted model, not a curated record